This is a messenger RNA of Neodiprion fabricii, 3742 nucleotides long. Its product is annotated as serine/threonine-protein kinase VRK1-like. The record is from RefSeq and is a predicted model, not a curated record. The transcript has 10 exons. NCBI's taxonomy places the organism in Eukaryota, Metazoa, Arthropoda, Insecta, Hymenoptera, Diprionidae. Bases 246 to 1952 code for a protein of 568 amino acids. Gene Ontology annotation, cellular component: cytoplasm; nucleus. Gene Ontology annotation, biological process: peptidyl-serine phosphorylation; signal transduction. Gene Ontology annotation, molecular function: protein serine/threonine kinase activity; ATP binding.
AUCGGCACUUAACUUAACACCGAUGCGUAAAAUGGCGGAAAUAUGUGUACCGAGUGAAGUUCUGGCAGAAUCAGUUGUGAAAAAGUGAUUUAAAUUAGUAACAUUUUAAUAAAUACAGUGCUGAAUGAUACGUAAUUGAUGUGUAAAAAUCAAGCAAUUAAAUCGAUAAAACCACACAACCGUCAAUUUAUACAUGUGACUAAACAGUGUUCCCUCUAGCCGGCGUGAAUGAUUGAAAGGCGACGAUGGCACCACAGCAGCGAGCUGAGGAAAUACCUGUAAAAAGAGUAGCAGCUCCCGGAUGCCGAUUACCGGCACGUUUUCCACCCGGUGAAAUAUUAACCGACGUUACUCAACGCCAAUGGCGAUUAGGCCAACCCAUAGGAUACGGAGGAUUUGGAGAUAUUUAUCUUGCAUCAAAUGUCGUCAAUCGAGUUGCCGGUCACGACGCGAGAUAUGUGAUAAAGGUCGAGCCGCACAACAAUGGCCCGCUCUUUGUUGAAAUGAAUUUCUACAUUAGAGCUGCGCAAUGGCACAUGAUCGAGAGUUGGUGCAAGCAGCAGAGAAUAAGGAGAGUCGGGGUUCCGACGUAUGAGGGGUCGGGGUCGCACGUGUUCAGAGGACAACGUUACAGGUUCCUGGUAUUACCGCGGUACAGAAUUGACGUCAACAAGUUGUUCCUAGCCCGAGGGCGAAAGCUUCACGCAAAAACGGUCUACGCCCUCGCUGUUCAGAUGCUCAACGCGCUGGAAUAUAUUCACAGUCGAGGAUACGCUCACGCUGAUGUUAAAGGCUCAAAUAUUCUAUUAAACAUCGAGGCUAAAGACUUGGUCGAGCAAGAGCCAGAGGCAUACCUGGUUGACUACGGCCUGGCAUUUCGUUUUCGAACAAGAUCCGGAACUCACAAGCCUUUUGCACACGACGAAAGAAGAGCGCACGAAGGAACUUUAGAAUUUACAUCGCGCGAUGCGCACCAUGGAACACAUUCCAGGAGAGGUGAUCUAGAAACACUGGGUUAUAAUUUAAUACAAUGGUUGUGUGGUCGUCUUCCAUGGGAAAAAGAAAGCGGAGGCAUGUCCAUCGCUACCAGCCCCGAGUCUGUUCAGGAGCAUAAAGAAUUCGCACUUUCUGACGUUCCCCGUUUCAUGCGCGAAUGUUUUCCGUCCGAACAAUAUCCACCUGCAACGCUGACAAAGUAUAUGCAGUACGUGGCUAAUCUGGGAUUUGAAACGAGACCUGAUUACAAUUUUCUAAGAUCGUUAUUCUCGAGAAGCGCGUGGAAGAACGACACAACAGUUGCCUCGCCCAACUCGCUAGUAUCCUCGAAGAAAACUCAUAAACGCACACCGAAUGAAAAUAUCUCGUAUUUAAAGCCCAUGAAACGGUUGUGCAUCAGAAAUGCAGCACGAAAACCGUGCGUACCGGUAAACUGUGAAAUGCGGAUGACCAGAAAAAACCACCCGACGAAUUCAAAAUCACAAUUCAGCUGGGAGGAAGUAUUAGCCAGGCAUCCUGAUAAGAUGGCAAAAUUACACCUUUUAGAACCGCCGUUGUCUCCACCACUUACGCCGCCGCCUUCGCCACCACCACCCGCACUCCCUACCUACGCAAUGCUACAGGUUCUUCAAAGGAUUAAAGAAAAACAAUCGGGAUCAAUGAAGUCGCGAAAUUCAUCUAAAAUGGUCGAUCACGAGCUAAAGGCGAAAUGGAUGACGCCAGCUAUGGAGGCGGUGGCAACGCAGCUUCAAAACAGACUGGCAAGAUUGGUAAUCAGUACAUCCAAGAAAAAAUCAGCGACGUGUUGCUCCCCAAGGCUGACAAGAUCGCGAGCAGCUUUAUUGAACCGACAACCCGGCUUUGGGGAAAAGAUACUUCAAAGAAUGUUGGAUUCUUCCGGUCCUAUUACUGGAAAAACUGGUAGUCGUGAAAUCGAGAAAAAGCGGACGCGUUAGGACGGCGUAAAUAUUUCUCAAACUGUAGACCGACAUCACACGUUUCGCGCUUCGUUACCUAGAGGACGAGUACAAAAGUCCUUUAACGGAAGAAAUAUUGAAAAAUCGAAUAACGAGUCGACUCUUGGACGCUUGAAUGAGUAUUGUUUCACGGAUUCUCAUUAGUUAAUUAGCUUAUAUUAAGUUCGACGAUCAUCCGAGAUGGACAAAUUUUCUUAUCGUUUAUAUAAUUUAUAUGCUUUAUAUACAAUAUACGAUCGUUACGUGUCUCAAAAAUUGAAUAAGACUGUUCCUCCCCGUAUGAGUUAGAUUUAUUAGACAAAUGAUGAAAAAUUUAGUAGAUAAAAAAAAAAAAAAAAAAAACAAAGAACAAAAGAAAAAUAAGAAAAUUUAUUUGAAAAUAUCUAAACCACAGCCAGUCUUUCGUUACGGUGUUUGACACUAAACCAUUGCAUUAUGUAGUAUUAACUUGCUUUCACCGAUGUCUAAAUGAUAUGAAACAAAUGAAUUACGAAUAUAAUUUUACAAUUAAUCAAUAUUCUGUGAAUGCAAAUAGCUAUAUGCAAUCUCCUACUCUGUUGUUAUUAUUAUUAUUUAAUUAUUAUUAUCAUUCUAUAAAGAGCAUAACAAUAAGUCUAGAUAGCGGUAAUUGUAGAUUUAAUCUCGCCCGUACCUUUGCAAUUCUAAUCACUUUAUCUUGUACGUGCUAUUUACGUUUGUGUUGUUCAUAAUUAUUUGUAAAAUCGAUUUUAAAUUUGUCGCAGUUUCGAACGUCCUUUAAGUCUCUUCGGCUUGAUUGUAUUUUCUUGACAGGAUUACGGGUUUUUUUUUUUUUUUUGUAUUUGUUCCAACCUGAAUCGAGUGCUCGGAUUCAAACAUCUAUAGCUCUCAAAGUGCGAAUUAUCGAUUAUACGAAACGUCCGAUCAACUAACAAUAAGAUUUUUAGAACACAACGAUCUAUAAAUAACAUAGCCGAAAAACGGGAAAAACUUAUAACUUUACUUUUGUUCCAACAAGUUUCAUUUGAUCAAGAAAUACGCGAAAAAAAAAUACAACAAUUUUCUGCAAAGCACUAGAACAACUCAAUAUCUAUUUCAAUUUUAAUAAUAUAAUAUGUUUAAUUGUGGCUUAUAGGAAAAUACUUAUUCCAUGAUUCGUGAAUAAGUUUUCGUUUAAAAGAUUCUUUCUUAUGCGGGAUAAACGAGUUGGAUAUUUUUUUUUCAUUCAAGUCAACUUCCAGAUAAACAAUUUGAAUCGACAAACUGGAAACUGUAUUCGAUUCGCGCUAAUAUAGCAAAAUAUAGGAAAAUGCAAAUAAUACUUCAAAUUUAAAACUAAUUUGCUUAUCCACUAAGUUUAUAUAACUCAGAUUUGUUUCAUUCAUUUUUAACAUCACUAGUCUUCGUGUUAUUUUCGGAUAUGAUGAAAACUGUUUUCACAUAACAAUACAUAGUAUACAGAAAUGUAUCGCGUAUUUGAAGAAGAAAAAGAAAAAAAAGAAGAAACCAGCAAUAUUAAUCACGCCAACAAAUGAAUUAUCUAAUUUAAUUACGUGUCAAGAUUGUACCGAAUGUAAAUACGUUGCGUUAAUUUCGUUGAAAACGAAAUAUAUAUAUAUAUAUAUAUAUAUAUAUAUAUAUAACUCUAGAAUAAUCAUUAUAUAUGUAAUAGGAUUUUAUUGUGUCCCGGUUACACGCGUAUGUUUACAGGAGGAACGGUUUUCAAAGAAAUUAACGCAACGUAUUUACAUUCGGUACAAUCUUGAUAUCAAUAUAUAUAUAUAUAUAUA